AUGCCCGUCCCGCCUCCACACCAGCACCAGCAGCAGCAACAACAACAGGACGACAAACGACAAGCUGCGCGCGAAGUUGUUGAUAUCCUUCAUGAAAUAUCCACAAUCCUGAAUACCCACCUCGACCGAACGGAGCUAUCUCUCUGCGUCUCCCUAAUCGAGAACGGCGUGAAUCCUGAAGCUCUGGCUGCCGUCAUUAAAGAAUGCGCAGAGAGGCGCGACUGCAAUAACAACGACUACUCGAUGCUGCACCAGACCCCGCCUCCGCUGCGGUGGAAUAAGGAAAAGGAAUGCAUGAAUAGCAAUGUUGUAAUGCGUUUAACACCCCUUUUUUUUCCCCCUUACCUGAACUACGCUAUUCUCCCUGGCUCCUCUGGAUGGACGUGUGUGUAA
This is a messenger RNA of Histoplasma mississippiense, 393 nucleotides long. RefSeq lists its product with no specific name. The record is from RefSeq and is a predicted model, not a curated record. Bases 1 to 393 code for a protein of 130 amino acids. The transcript is spliced from 3 exons. NCBI's taxonomy places the organism in Eukaryota, Fungi, Ascomycota, Eurotiomycetes, Onygenales, Ajellomycetaceae. Gene Ontology annotation, cellular component: gamma-tubulin ring complex; spindle; interphase microtubule organizing center. Gene Ontology annotation, biological process: microtubule nucleation by interphase microtubule organizing center; mitotic spindle assembly; gamma-tubulin complex localization.